Messenger RNA from Pyrus x bretschneideri (Chinese white pear), 1244 nucleotides. RefSeq names its product G patch domain-containing protein 11. Gene Ontology annotation, cellular component: kinetochore. Gene Ontology annotation, molecular function: nucleic acid binding. The record is from RefSeq and is a predicted model, not a curated record. The transcript has 4 exons. Bases 83 to 841 code for a protein of 252 amino acids. NCBI's taxonomy places the organism in Eukaryota, Viridiplantae, Streptophyta, Magnoliopsida, Rosales, Rosaceae.
GAAGAAAAUAAUACGAAAAUACUUCAAGAACGCUUACUGGUUUUGAUUUUGCUUGGCGAACCUGCCCGACAGCUCUCAGGCUAUGGCAGAAGAAGAUGAUUACAUGGGCGACCUCUCUCAGUUCGUCACUUCAGAAGUCACCAGCCCUCUAAAAUCUUCAUCCAAAAAGAUUUUGAAUACCAAAAACCCCAGUAAUUUUCAACCCUCUAAGAAAAAAGCUAAACUGCUAAACUGGCAAGAACAACGUAGAAUCGAUAGGGAGCGAAAGCAACAGGAAGAGGAUGAGAAAACAUUGGCUAAAAUAGAGGCUGCCCCAAUUCCACAAUCCAACAUUGGAUUCAAACUUUUGAAACAAAUGGGGUAUACCCCGGGUUCCGCUCUUGGAAAGGAGGGCUCGGGCCAGGCUGAGCCGGUGAAGAUUGAUAUUCGGCGCUCACGAGCUGGGAUUGGGCGGGAAGACCCGCAUAAGGAGAAGAGGAAGCGAGAGGAGAUAAGGACUUGGGCAGAAAGGAGGACUGAGGAGGCUAUGAUGGAGGAGUUUGGGUCUAGGCAGAAGUCACAGUGGCGGAGCAAGAGAGUUGUGGUUAAUUUUAAGAAGGCACAGGCAGCGUUGGAUCAAUUGGAGAAUAAGGAAGUUGUGCCUCCGGAGAAGAAUGAGGACGGGGAAGAGGAGGGGGGAGAGGAGGAAGAGGAAGAGGAAGAAAUUACAGAAGUGGAUUUGCAAGAGAUAUUGAUGAAACUGAGAGAUGAACAUAGAUACUGCCUCUUUUGUGGAUGCCAGUAUGACUCAACGGAGGCACUGUUGUCGUACUGCCCUGGAACGGAUGAAGACGACCACUGAACUAAGUUCCCUUAUGCAUGGACCCCCAGAAUGUAUUCCUUGUUUGACAAGGUAAUACCGAGCGGUAAUGCAGGUCUUCUUGCUUUCAAUGGAGAUAUUCUUGCAUCCAAUUGAUCCGGAAGUUCCUAAGAUCCGACGUGCAAAUUUCUGAGUCAGAAACCCGAAUUAGGUUAGGGAAAUCCCUAUAGUCCAGACCUCUGAGAGCAUUAUUUGAAUUAGCUCCCAAAUCGAAGUGUGUGGAUAUAUAGCCAAAUGCAAGAGCUGAAGUUCAACAAUCCAACUUUUAUUGAGAUAUGGAAAGCCUUGCCGAUGCUAUUUUUUAAAUUUAUUCUUUCGUUUUGUAAGGUUUGUAAAAGUUGGUUAAGAGCAUUCUGUGUUAUACAAGAGGUACGGAGUUCCAAUC